Molecule: messenger RNA, 1134 nt
Organism: Aspergillus ibericus CBS 121593
Lineage: Eukaryota; Fungi; Ascomycota; Eurotiomycetes; Eurotiales; Aspergillaceae
Exons: 5
Coding region: 1-1134 (377 amino acids)
Biological process (GO): mitotic cell cycle; positive regulation of transcription by RNA polymerase II
Cellular component (GO): nucleus
Molecular function (GO): RNA polymerase II cis-regulatory region sequence-specific DNA binding; DNA-binding transcription factor activity, RNA polymerase II-specific
Source: RefSeq, a predicted model, not a curated record
AUGGGUACGAAUAUGAACAUGCACUCCCGAACCCGAAACUACUGGACCGCCGAGGAAGAUCAAAUUCUCAGGGAGGAGGUUAUGGUGCAGGUAAGCACCCUCGGCAGCGUCAAAGACUGGACGACCAUCGCCGCACGGCUCGACUCGCGGCGCACGAACAAAGACUGUCGGAAGCGAUGGAGCAAGCUCGAAGGGAACGUGAAUAAGGGGGUGUGGAGUGGGGAUGAGGAUGAGAGGUUGAGGAGAGCGGUGGGGGAGUUUGGGUUUGCAUGGACGCUCGUAGCGCAGGAAGUACAGACGAGACAUGCGGAUCAAUGCGCCAAACGAUGGAAUCAUUUCCUCGAUCCGAAUCUCAUUCAUGAUGGAUGGACGGACGGAGAAGAUGAGCGGUUACUUCGCGCGGUGGGGACGUAUGGACGCGUGUGGAGGGUCAUUAGUGAGAAGGAGUUUCCGCGGAGGUCGGCGACAGAUCUUAAGAAUCGGUAUAUGAUCGUCCAACGCAAACGAGCGCUGGGAAAACCACAUUCUUCAUCUACGUCGCCGGAUGGAAAUCUCGCUCCGGAGAGUACCUCUGGCUAUGAAUCCGACUCCGACGAAGGCAUUCACCAGAACCAUCCCGCAGACCCAUUUACAAUCCCCCCCACAGACCCUACAAUGCACUACGACCCAGACCUAGACCUAGACCUCGACAUCGACAUGACUCUCCUUCCUGAACUGAUCUCCUCCAUGCCCGACCCCUACCCAUUCGGUCCUCUCGACCCACAAUUAUCCACCACCACCACCACCAGCCCAUCCACACCCCCCGGCCUCCCCGAUCCGAAUGCAUCCAUGUUCUACGCCCUCGAUGAUUACACCUGGCUAGAUCCAGAUCCUACGCUGUCGCAAAUGCCGGAGGAUAGUGAGAUGAUGCAGGCUGUACCGGUCUCAUCUAGUACAAGUGUGAGUGGCAGUGGAAGUGGCAGUGGAUCCACCCCCCAACAAUGCCCCGAUGCUGUAGCGGCACUGAAAUAUAAUCUUCUGCUGGAGGACGUGCAGCCCGAAACGCUGAGUCAUAUUAUGGAUGUGGUGCUCAAGUCGCAGAGACAGGUGAAGAUGAAGUUGAGUAGUGCGGAGUCGUUGGGGGGGUAUGCAUAG